AUGCUCGUCCGCGUCCUGCUGCUUUGUGCGGCCCUGGCGCUCAGCUACGCAGCUAAUCCUUGCUGUUCCAACCCAUGUCAAAACCGAGGUGUAUGUAUGACCACAGGAUUUGACCAGUAUAAAUGUGAUUGCACCCGGACAGGAUUUUAUGGUGAAAACUGUUCAACACCUGAAUUUCUCACAAGAAUAAAAUUAUUACUGAAACCUAAUCCAAACACAGUGCACUACAUUCUUACCCACUUCAAGGGAGUUUGGAACAUUGUUAAUAACAUUCCCUUUCUGCGAAAUGCCAUUAUGAGAUAUGUAUUGACUUCAAGAUCACAUUUGAUUGAGAGUCCACCAACUUAUAAUGUUCACUAUGGCUACAAAAGCUGGGAAGCCUAUUCUAACCUCUCCUAUUAUACCAGAGCCCUUCCUCCUGUCCCUCAUGACUGCCCCACUCCUGUGGGGGUAAAAGGGAAGAAAGAGCUUCCAAACUCAAAAGAGAUUGUGGAAAAAUUUCUCCUGAGAAGAAAGUUUAUCCCUGAUCCCCAGGGCACAAACAUGAUGUUUGCAUUCUUUGCCCAGCACUUCACCCAUCAGUUUUUCAAGACAGAUCAUAAACGUGGACCAGCUUUCACCAAAGGACUAGGCCAUGGGGUGGAUUUAAAUCAUGUUUAUGGUGAAACUCUAGACAGACAACAUAAACUACGUCUUUUCAAGGAUGGAAAACUGAAAUAUCAGAUCAUUGAUGGAGAGAUGUAUCCUCCCACAGUCAAAGAUACUCAGGCAGAGAUGAUCUACCCCCCUCAUGUCCCUGAGCACCUUCAGUUUGCUGUGGGGCAAGAGGUCUUUGGUCUGGUGCCUGGUCUGAUGAUGUAUGCAACAAUUUGGCUUCGGGAACAUAACAGAGUAUGUGAUGUGCUUAAACAAGAACAUCCAGAAUGGGAUGAUGAGCGUUUGUUCCAGACAAGCAGACUAAUACUGAUAGGAGAGACUAUUAAAAUUGUGAUUGAAGACUAUGUGCAACACUUGAGCGGUUAUUACUUUAAACUGAAAUUUGACCCAGAGCUGCUUUUCAACCAAGAUUUCCAGUACCAAAACCGUAUUGCAGCUGAAUUUAAUACACUGUACCAUUGGCAUCCUCUUCUGCCUGACAACUUUCAAAUUAAUAACCAGGAGUACAACUAUCAACAAUUUAUCUACAACAACUCUGUUUUGGUGGAGCAUGGACUUACUCAUUUUGUUGAAUCAUUCACCAGGCAAAUUGCUGGCAGGGUUGCUGGUGGCAGGAAUGUUGCACCUGCAGUACAAAAAGUAGCACAGGCUUCUAUUGACCAGAGCAGAGAGAUGAAAUACCAGUCUCUUAAUGAGUAUCGCAAACGCUUUAUGAUGAGGCCCUAUUCAUCAUUCGAAGACCUUACUGGAGAGAAGGAAAUGGCAGCAGAGUUAGAGGCACUGUAUGGUGAUAUUGAUGCUAUGGAGUUAUACCCUGCCCUUCUGGUUGAAAAGCCUCGUCCAGAUGCCAUUUUUGGUGAGACUAUGGUAGAACUAGGAGCACCGUUCUCCUUGAAAGGACUCAUGGGUAAUCCUAUCUGUUCUCCUAACUACUGGAAGCCUAGCACUUUUGGUGGAGAAGUAGGUUUUAAAAUCCUCAACACAGCCUCAAUACAGUCUCUCAUCUGCAAUAACGUGAAAGGCUGUCCUUAUACUGCAUUCAGUGUUCCAGAUCCACAGCUCACCAAAACAGUCAUCAUCAAUGCAAGUUCUUCCCACUCCAGACUAGGUGAUAUCAACCAUGCAGUACUGUUAAAAGAACGGUCUACUGAAUUAUAG
Chrysochloris asiatica (Cape golden mole) is the source of this 1815-nucleotide messenger RNA. It is a transcript of the gene PTGS2, whose product is annotated as prostaglandin-endoperoxide synthase 2 (prostaglandin G/H synthase and cyclooxygenase). The coding region runs from base 1 to 1815 and encodes 604 amino acids. Gene Ontology annotation, biological process: response to oxidative stress; cyclooxygenase pathway. The record is from RefSeq and is a predicted model, not a curated record. Gene Ontology annotation, molecular function: prostaglandin-endoperoxide synthase activity; heme binding; peroxidase activity. Lineage: Eukaryota; Metazoa; Chordata; Mammalia; Afrosoricida; Chrysochloridae. The transcript has 10 exons. Gene Ontology annotation, cellular component: cytoplasm; neuron projection.